GUUCAUGUUGUUUCUGUUUAUCUAUUUCAGGCAAAGUCGUGCAUUUGUCAUAUGUGUGGUGCCCACCUGAACAGACUCCACUCUUGCCUCUACUGUGUCUUCUUUGGCUGUUUUACAAAGAAACAUAUUCACGAGCACGCAAAGACAAAGCGACACAAUUUAGCCAUAGACCUUUUGUAUGGGGGUAUAUACUGCUUUAUGUGUCAAGAUUACAUAUACGACAAAGACAUGGAACAAAUUGCCAAAGAAGAACAACGAAAAGCUUGGAAAUUACAAGCCUUCACCCCAACAGUGGUUUCUCACUACCAGUGUACAAUGACAGGUAAGAGGCGUGGGCUGGCGACGCACUUCACUAACAAGCGUCCCUUUGCUGGUUAUCCUGCCAUUUUAGACAUGAAUCACAGUUGUGCCAGUUUUAUCAUGCAAAUUGUUUUCCUCUUGUUUGGAUAUGUUCCAAUGAGUGCAUAAUUACAGCAGACUUAA
Molecule: messenger RNA, 483 nt
Organism: Meleagris gallopavo (turkey)
Lineage: Eukaryota; Metazoa; Chordata; Aves; Galliformes; Phasianidae
Source: RefSeq, a predicted model, not a curated record